GGCCGGGCGGGCGAGGACGGGGCCCGGGGCCCUCGGGGUUGCGUGGAGGACCGGCCGUUCUCCGGCCCCGCUCAGGCCUCCCCCCCGGUGCCCUCUCCGCCGCUCGAGGCCGGGAAGCAGCGGGGAGGAGGCCACGACCGCGGGCCGGGAGGGGCGGCCGGUCCUUGGGCCACCAUGACGUCCAUCCAUUUCGUCGUGCACCCGCUGCCGGGCACCGAGGACCAGCUCAAUGACAGGUUACGAGAAGUUUCAGAGAAGCUGAACAAAUAUAAUUUGAAUAGCCACCCUCCUUUAAAUGUAUUGGAGCAGGCUACUAUUAAACAGUGUGUGGUGGGACCAAAUCAUGCUGCAUUUCUUCUUGAGGAUGGUAGAGUCUGCAGGAUUGGUUUUUCAGUUCAGCCAGACAGACUGGAACUGGGUAAACCCGAUAAUAACGAUGGUUCAAAGUUGAGCAGUGGCUCAGGGGCAGGAAGGACAUCCAGGCCAGGCAGGACUAGUGACUCCCCAUGGUUUCUGUCUGGUUCUGAAACUCUGGGCAGACUGGCAGGCAACACCCUUGGAAGUCGCUGGAGUUCAGGAGUCGGUGGAAGUGGAGGAGGAUCGUCUGGCAGGUCCUCAGCUGGAGCUCGGGAUUCCCGGCGGCAGACUAGAGUUAUUCGGACAGGACGGGACCGAGGGUCUGGGUUGUUGGGCAGUCAGCCCCAACCGGUUAUUCCAGCAUCUGUCAUUCCAGAAGAACUCAUUUCGCAGGCCCAAGUUGUUUUACAGGGAAAGUCCCGGAGUGUUAUCAUUCGAGAACUCCAGCGAACGAAUCUUGACGUGAAUCUUGCCGUGAACAAUUUACUUAGCCGCGAUGACGAAGAUGGAGAUGAUGGAGACGAUACUGCAAGUGAAUCAUAUUUACCUGGAGAAGAUCUUAUGUCUCUUCUGGAUGCUGAUAUUCAUUCUGCACACCCAAGUGUUAUUAUUGAUGCUGAUGCUAUGUUUUCUGAAGACAUAAGUUACUUCGGUUAUCCUUCCUUUCGGCGCUCUUCACUUUCCAGGCUAGGCUCGUCUCGAGUUCUCCUUCUUCCCUUAGAGAGAGACUCUGAGCUGUUGCGUGAACGUGAGUCCGUUUUACGUUUGCGUGAACGAAGGUGGCUCGAUGGAGCCUCAUUUGAUAAUGAAAGGGGCUCUACAAGCAAGGAAGGAGAGCCAAAUCUGGAUAAGAAGAACACGCCCGUUCAAAGCCCAGUCUCUCUAGGAGAAGAUCUGCAGUGGUGGCCGGAUAAGGAUGGAACCAAGUUUAUUUCUAUUGGAGCUUUAUAUUCUGAGCUCUUGGCAGUUAGUAGUAAAGGAGAGCUGUAUCAGUGGAAGUGGAGUGAAUCCGAGCCUUACAGGAAUGCACAGAAUCCUUCAUUACAUCAUCCACGAGCAACAUUUUUGGGGUUAACCAAUGAAAAAAUAGUCCUCCUUUCUGCAAAUAGUAUCAGAGCAACUGUGGCCACAGAAAAUAACAAGGUUGCCACCUGGGUGGAUGAAACGUUAAGUUCUGUAGCCUCUAAACUAGAGCAUACCGCGCAGACCUAUUCUGAGCUUCAGGGAGAACGGAUAGUUUCAUUACACUGUUGUGCUCUUUAUACCUGUGCUCAGCUAGAAAACAAUCUUUAUUGGUGGGGAGUUGUCCCUUUUAGUCAAAGGAAGAAGAUGUUAGAAAAGGCUCGGGCAAAAAAUAAGAAGCCUAAAUCUAGUGCUGGAAUCUCCUCAAUGCCAAAUAUCACAGUUGGCACCCAGGUUUGCUUAAGAAACAAUCCCCUCUAUCAUGCUGGAGCAGUGGCAUUUUCAAUUAGUGCCGGGAUUCCUAAAGUUGGAGUCUUGAUGGAGUCUGUUUGGAAUAUGAAUGACAGCUGUAGAUUCCAGCUGCGAUCUCCAGAGAGCUUGAAAAACAUGGAGAAAGCUAGCAAAACGACUGAAGCUAAGCCUGAAAGUAAACAGGAACCAGUCAAAACAGAAAUGGGGCCACCACCAUCUCCGGCUUCUACAUGUAGUGAUGCAUCUUCAAUUGCAAGCAGUGCAUCAAUGCCAUAUAAACGACGGCGGUCUACUCCGGCACCAAAAGAAGAGGAAAAAGUGAAUGAAGAACAGUGGUCUCUUAGAGAAGUUGUAUUUGUUGAAGAUGUUAAGAAUGUUCCUGUUGGCAAGGUGUUAAAAGUAGAUGGUGCCUACGUUGCCGUGAAAUUUCCUGGCACAUCCAAUAACGCAAACUGUCAAAGCAGCUCUGGCUCAGAUCCUGACCCGUCUUCUCUCCUUCAAGACUGUAGACUGCUUCGAAUUGACGAGCUGCAGGUGGUAAAAACCGGAGGGACACCCAAAGUUCCAGACUGUUUCCAAAGGACACCCAAAAAGCUGUGUAUUCCUGAGAAAACAGAAAUAUUAGCAGUUAAUGUAGAUUCCAAAGGUGUGCAUGCUGUCCUGAAGACUGGGAAUUGGGUGCGGUACUGUAUCUUUGACCUUGCUACGGGAAAAGCAGAACAGGAAAACAAUUUUCCUACUAGCAGCAUUGCUUUCCUUGGGCAGAAUGAGAGGAAUGUUGCCAUUUUCACUGCCGGACAGGAGUCACCUAUUAUCCUUAGAGACGGAAAUGGUACCAUCUACCCAAUGGCAAAAGACUGCAUGGGUGGAAUAAGGGAUCCUGAUUGGCUGGAUCUUCCACCUAUUAGUAGUCUUGGAAUGGGUGUACACUCUUUAACAAAUCUCCCAGCUAAUUCAACUAUCAAAAAGAAAGCUGCUAUUAUCAUUAUGGCUGUAGAGAAACAAACUUUAAUGCAACAUAUUCUGCGAUGUGACUAUGAGGCCUGCCGACAGUAUCUGAUGAAUCUCGAACAAGCCGUUGUCUUGGAUCAAAAUCAGCAGAUGUUGCAAACAUUCCUCAGCCAUAGAUGUGAUGGAAAUCGCAAUAUUUUGCAUGCUUGUGUAUCUGUGUGCUUCCCAACUAGCAACAAAGAAACUAAAGAAGAAGAAGAAGCAGAGCGCUCUGAAAGAAAUACGUUUGCAGAAAGACUUUCUGCAGUUGAAGCUAUUGCAAAUGCGAUAUCCGUUGUGUCAAGUAAUGGCCCAGGUAAUCGGGCUGGAUCAUCAAGCAGUCGAAGCUUGAGACUAAGGGAGAUGAUGAGGCGUUCGUUACGAGCCGCUGGCUUGGGCAGGCAUGAAGCCGGAGCUUCCUCCAGUGACCACCAGGAUCCAGUUUCUCCCCCGAUAGCUCCUCCUAGCUGGGUUCCCGAUCCACCUGCAAUGGAUCCCGAUGGUGACAUUGAUUUUAUCCUGGCCCCCGCUGUGGGAUCUCUUACCACAGCAGCGACCGGCACUGGUCAAGGACCAAGCACCUCCACCAUUCCAGGGCCUUCUACAGAGCCAUCUGUAGUCGAGUCGAAGGAUCGGAAGGCGAAUGCUCAUUUUAUUCUGAAAUUGUUAUGCGAUAGCGCGGUUCUACAGCCGUACCUUCGAGAACUCCUGUCAGCCAAGGAUGCAAGAGGCAUGACACCAUUUAUGUCUGCUGUUAGCGGUAGAGCUUACCCUGCUGCAAUUACCAUCUUAGAAACAGCACAGAAAAUUGCUAAAGCUGAGGCAUCGUCAAGUGAAAAAGAAGAAGAUGUAUUUAUGGGAAUGGUGUGCCCAUCUGGCACAAACCCGGAUGACUCUCCGUUGUAUGUGUUGUGUUGCAAUGACACUUGUAGCUUUACGUGGACAGGAGCAGAGCACAUUAAUCAGGAUAUUUUUGAAUGUCGUACUUGCGGCUUGCUAGAAUCACUUUGCUGCUGUACAGAAUGUGCGAGGGUCUGUCAUAAGGGUCACGAUUGCAAGCUCAAACGGACAUCACCGACAGCCUAUUGCGAUUGCUGGGAAAAGUGCAAAUGUAAAACACUAAUUGCUGGACAAAAGUCUGCUCGACUCGAUCUGCUCUACCGCCUGCUUACUACCACCAAUCUUGUAACGCUGCCAAAUAGCAGGGGGGAACACUUGCUGCUGUUUUUAGUCCAGACUGUUGCAAGGCAAACUGUAGAACACUGCCAGUAUAGGCCACCUCGAAUUAGGGAAGAUCGUAAUCGAAAAACCGCAAAUCCUGAAGAUUCAGAUAUGCCUGAUCAUGAUUUAGAGCCUCCAAGAUUUGCCCAGCUUGCUCUGGAGCGUGUGUUGCAGGACUGGAAUGCCUUGAAAUCUAUGAUCAUGUUUGGUUCACAGGAGAAUAAAGACCCCCUCAGUGCCAGCAGUAGAAUAGGUCAUCUCUUGCCUGAAGAACAAGUAUACCUUAAUCAACAAAGUGGCACCAUUCGGUUAGACUGUUUCACACACUGCCUUAUAGUCAAGUGUACUGCAGAUAUUUUACUCUUAGAUACUUUGUUAGGUACUCUCGUAAAAGAGCUCCAAAAUAAAUAUACUCCCGGCCGUAGAGAAGAAGCUAUUGCUGUGACAAUGAGGUUUCUACGUUCAGUGGCAAGAGUUUUUGUCAUUCUUAGUGUGGAAAUGGCUUCGUCCAAAAAGAAAAACAACUUCAUUCCACAGCCAAUAGGAAAAUGCAAACGUGUAUUCCAAGCACUGCUGCCGUAUGCUGUGGAAGAAUUAUGUAAUGUAGCAGAAUCUCUGAUUAUUCCCGUCCGGAUGGGUAUUGCUCGCCCCACUGCCCCAUUUACUCUGGCUAGUACUAGCAUAGAUGCCAUGCAAGGCAGCGAAGAACUGUUCUCUGUAGAACCGUUACCACCACGACCAUCAUCCGAUCAAUCGAGCAGCUCCAGUCAAUCUCAGUCAUCCUACAUUAUUAGAAAUCCUCAACAGAGACGCAUCAGUCAAUCCCAGCCGGUUCGCGGUAGAGAUGAAGAGCAAGAUGAUAUUGUUUCAGCAGAUGUGGAAGAGGUCGAGGUGGUGGAAGGUGUAGCUGGAGAAGAGGACCAUCAUGAUGAACAAGAAGAGCACGGGGAAGAAAAUGCUGAAGCCGAAGGACAGCACGACGAACACGAUGAGGAUGGGAGUGACAUGGAGCUGGAUUUACUAGCAGCGGCUGAAACUGAAAGCGACAGUGAGAGUAACCACAGUAACCAGGAUAAUGCCAGUGGGCGCCGAAGCGUCGUCACCGCAGCCACUGCUGGUUCAGAAGCAGGUGCCAGCAGUGUUCCUGCCUUUUUUUCCGAAGAUGACUCUCAGUCUAAUGACUCGAGUGAUUCGGACAGUAGCAGCAGCCAGAGUGAUGACAUAGAGCAGGAGACCUUUAUGUUGGACGAGCCUCUGGAGAGAACCACCAACAGCUCCCAUGCCAACGGUGCCGCCCAGGCGCCUCGCUCAAUGCAGUGGGCCGUGCGCAACACCCAAAAUCCCAGAGCGACAAGCACCGCUCCUUCCAGUACGUCGGCACCAGCAGCCAGUUCAGCGGGUUUGAUUUACAUCGAUCCGUCAAACUUACGCCGGAGUGGCACCAUAAGUACGAGUGCUGCAGCUGCCGCAGCAGCUCUGGAAGCGAGCAAUGCCAGCAGCUAUUUAACCUCCGCAAGCAGUUUAGCCAGGGCAUACAGCAUCGUCAUCCGGCAGAUCUCUGAUUUGAUGGGGCUGAUUCCCAAGUACAAUCACCUCGUAUAUUCCCAGAUCCCAGCAGCCGUCAAGCUGACUUACCAAGAUGCGGUAAAUUUGCAGAAUUACGUUGAAGAGAAACUCAUUCCCACUUGGAAUUGGAUGGUCAGUAUUAUGGAUUCCACCGAAGCCCAGCUCCGUUACGGUUCUGCGCUAGCAUCCGCCGGUGAUCCCGGCCACCCCAAUCACCCCCUGCACGCCUCCCAGAACUCAACCAGAAGAGAGCGGAUGACUGCGCGAGAGGAGGCUAGUUUGCGAACACUGGAAGGCCGGAGACGUGCUACUUUGCUCAGUGCUCGUCAGGGAAUGAUGUCUGCCCGAGGAGAUUUCUUAAAUUAUGCCCUUUCUUUAAUGCGUUCUCAUAACGAUGAGCACUCUGACGUACUUCCAGUUUUGGAUGUUUGCUCACUGAAACAUGUGGCGUAUGUAUUUCAAGCUCUUAUUUACUGGAUUAAAGCAAUGAACCAACAGACAACGUUGGACACCCCUCAGUUGGAACGGAAGAGGACACGCGAGCUCUUGGAACUGGGUAUCGACAAUGAGGAUUCCGAACAUGAAAAUGAUGAUGACACAAAUCAAAGUGCUACACUGAACGAUAAGGAUGAGGAGACUCUCCCUGCAGAAACGGGCCAGAAUCAUCCAUUUUUCCGAAGAUCGGAUUCCAUGACAUUCCUUGGGUGUAUACCCCCAAAUCCUUUUGAUGUCCCCCUGGCUGAAGCCAUACCUUUGGCCGAUCAGCCACAUCUGUUGCAGCCAAAUGCCAGAAAAGAAGAUCUCUUUGGCCGCCCCAGUCAGGGUCUCUAUUCGUCUUCUGCCAGCAGUGGGAAAUGCUUAAUGGAGGUUACAGUGGAUAGGAAUUGUCUUGAGGUUCUCCCAACCAAAAUGUCUUACGCUGCAAACCUGAAAAAUGUCAUGAACAUGCAGAAUCGGCAAAAGAAGGAAGGAGAGGAACAACAUUUGUUAACAGAAGAAUCAGAGAGUUCGAAGCCAGGACCGUCUGCCCACGACCUUGCAGCCCAGCUGAAGAGCAGCCUGCUGGCUGAAAUCGGACUGACUGAAAGCGAAGGCCCACCCCUUACGUCAUUUAGGCCCCAGUGCAGUUUCAUGGGCAUGGUUAUUUCUCAUGAUAUGCUUCUAGGCCGUUGGCGGCUUUCCCUAGAGCUCUUUGGACGGGUAUUUAUGGAAGAUGUAGGAGCAGAACCUGGGUCGAUCCUGACUGAAUUAGGUGGUUUUGAAGUAAAAGAAUCCAAAUUCCGUAGAGAAAUGGAAAAAUUGAGAAAUCAGCAGUCGAGAGAUUUAACACUAGAGGUUGAUCGGGAUCGAGAUCUUCUAAUUCAACAGACAAUGAGGCAGCUGAACAAUCACUUUGGACGGAGGUGUGCCACCACCCCGAUGGCCGUACACAGAGUGAAAGUAACUUUUAAAGAUGAACCUGGAGAGGGCAGCGGUGUGGCACGCAGCUUCUACACUGCCAUCGCACAGGCUUUUCUGUCAAAUGAAAAGCUGCCUAAUUUAGAUUGUAUCCAGAAUGCCAACAAGGGUACGCAUACAAGUUUAAUGCAGAGGUUAAGGAACAGAGGAGAGAGAGACCGGGAAAGGGAACGAGAAAGAGAAAUGAGGAGAAGUAGUGGUUUACGAGCUGGUUCUCGAAGAGAUCGGGACAGGGAUUUUCGAAGACAGCUUUCCAUUGACACAAGACCCUUCAGACCAGCUUCCGAAGGAAAUCCCAGUGAUGACCCUGAUCCUCUUCCAGCACACCGGCAGGCACUUGGAGAGAGGCUUUAUCCCCGCGUUCAAGCAAUGCAGCCAGCAUUUGCAAGUAAAAUUACAGGGAUGCUGUUGGAAUUGUCUCCUGCUCAGUUGCUGCUUCUACUAGCUAGUGAGGACUCUCUGAGAGCUAGAGUGGACGAGGCUAUGGAACUCAUUAUUGCACACGGAAGGGAAAAUGGAGCUGAUAGUAUCCUGGAUCUUGGGCUAUUAGAUUCUUCAGAAAAGGUGCAGGAAAACAGAAAGCGACAUGGCUCCAGUAGGAGUGUGGUCGAUAUGGAAUUGGAUGACACAGACGAUGGUGAUGAUAAUGCUCCAUUGUUCUACCAACCUGGAAAACGUGGAUUCUAUACUCCCCGGCCGGGCAAAAACACAGAAGCCAGACUGAAUUGUUUCAGAAACAUUGGCAGGAUUCUUGGACUCUGCUUGCUACAGAAUGAACUGUGUCCUAUCACAUUGAAUAGACAUGUGAUUAAAGUAUUGCUUGGUAGAAAAGUCAACUGGCAUGAUUUUGCUUUCUUUGAUCCGGUUAUGUAUGAGAGUUUGCGGCAACUUAUCCUUGCCUCUCAGAGUACAGAUGCCGAUGCCGUUUUUGCAGCAAUGGAUUUGGCAUUUGCAAUUGACUUGUGCAAAGAAGAGGGAGGAGGUCAGGUGGAGCUUAUAUCUAAUGGUGUCAAUAUACCAGUUACUCCUCAGAAUGUAUAUGAGUACGUGCGAAAAUAUGCAGAACAUAGAAUGUUAGUAGUUGCAGAACAACCUCUACAUGCAAUGAGGAAAGGUCUGCUAGAUGUGCUUCCAAAGAAUUCAUUAGAAGAUUUAACUGCAGAAGAUUUCAGGCUCUUGGUAAAUGGCUGUGGUGAAGUUAAUGUGCAAAUGCUUAUCAGCUUCACUUCAUUCAACGAUGAAUCAGGGGAAAAUGCUGAGAAACUUUUGCAGUUCAAGCGUUGGUUUUGGUCAAUAGUUGAGAAGAUGAGCAUGACUGAACGACAAGACCUUGUGUACUUUUGGACGUCAAGCCCGUCAUUGCCUGCCAGUGAGGAGGGAUUCCAGCCCAUGCCGUCCAUCACAAUCAGACCGCCAGAUGACCAACACCUUCCUACAGCCAACACUUGCAUUUCUCGCCUUUACGUUCCACUCUAUUCUUCGAAACAGAUUCUCAAACAGAAAUUGUUACUCGCCAUUAAGACCAAGAAUUUUGGUUUUGUGUAGAGUAUAAAAAGUGUGUAUUGCCGUGUAAUAUUACUAGCUAAGUUUUGUAGAUUUUUCCAUUUGUCUAUAAAAGUUUAUGGAAGUUAAUGCUGUCAUACCCCUGGUGGUACUUUAAUGAUUAAAGGCAAACAUUCCUGUACUGAGUUUGUAACACGAAGGCUCAAGGAGCCGCUAGCAACAUUUGACUGUAACGGUUUGCUAGUCGUUGCCUCCUUGGCCCAACCCCAGCCAAAGAUGACAGCAGAACAAUAUAAUUUACACUGUGAUUUAUCUUUUUGCUGAGGGGGGGGAGGGGAAAUGUAAAAUGUUCUGAAAAUCCACUGCUGCCUUUGUGGAAAGUGUUCGGCAAAGGUUCUUGUAUAGAGGGAGUAGGGAAUUUCAAAAUAAAAAAUUAAGUAUGUUCUGUGUUUUCA
Ornithorhynchus anatinus (platypus) is the source of this 8984-nucleotide messenger RNA. It is a transcript of the gene UBR5, whose product is annotated as ubiquitin protein ligase E3 component n-recognin 5. Bases 175 to 8571 code for a protein of 2798 amino acids. NCBI's taxonomy places the organism in Eukaryota, Metazoa, Chordata, Mammalia, Monotremata, Ornithorhynchidae. Gene Ontology annotation, cellular component: nucleus. Gene Ontology annotation, biological process: DNA damage response; regulation of double-strand break repair; protein polyubiquitination. The record is from RefSeq and is a predicted model, not a curated record. Gene Ontology annotation, molecular function: ubiquitin-protein transferase activity; ubiquitin binding; zinc ion binding. The transcript has 59 exons.